GUGGACCGACUACAUCCCGCUGGGCAGGAGGAUGCCAGGCACUCGCUUCAUCGCCUUCAAGGUCCCCCUGAAGAAGAGUUUUGAUCAGAAUCUUUCUCCAGAGGAGAGAUUUUCCCCUCGUGACCUCAUCAGGAAGAUCAGAGAGAGGAAGGAAGAGCUGGGGCUGAUCAUCGACCUGACCUACACCACGCGCUACUACAGGCCAGAGGAGCUCCCAGCCACACUCUGCUACUCCAAGAUCUGGACGAUGGGACACGAAAUUCCCAACAAACAGACCAUUUUUCAGUUCAAAUGUGUGGUCAAGCAGUUUCUGAAUAACAACAAAGACAAUGAUAAACUUAUCGGGGUUCAUUGCACACAUGGCCUGAACAGAACUGGCUACCUGGUUUGUAGGUACCUGAUUGAUGUGGAAGGCAUGGAGCCAAAUGCUGCAAUAGAGUUGUUCAACAAAUGUCGAGGGCAUCCCAUAGAGAGAACCAACUACAUCCAGGAUCUAAGGUCUCUACCUGUGAAAAU
Messenger RNA from Acanthisitta chloris (rifleman), 516 nucleotides. It is a transcript of the gene DUSP11, whose product is annotated as dual specificity phosphatase 11 (RNA/RNP complex 1-interacting). The transcript is spliced from 6 exons. NCBI's taxonomy places the organism in Eukaryota, Metazoa, Chordata, Aves, Passeriformes, Acanthisittidae. Gene Ontology annotation, molecular function: polynucleotide 5'-phosphatase activity; protein tyrosine/serine/threonine phosphatase activity. The annotation marks the transcript as partial. The record is from RefSeq and is a predicted model, not a curated record. Gene Ontology annotation, biological process: protein dephosphorylation.